This is a messenger RNA of Paramuricea clavata, 1779 nucleotides long. The record is from the annotation of a GenBank genome assembly. Lineage: Eukaryota; Metazoa; Cnidaria; Anthozoa; Malacalcyonacea; Plexauridae.
AAUCGUAUUCCUUGGUGAUUUUAAUAAUUUUGAUGUUUCGAACCUAACCCGUAGUCUUAGUUUGAAGCAAGUUGUUUCUGCUCCUACAAGGGGGUCUUCUACCCUUGAUCUCAUCGUCACCGAUUUACAAGAUUUUUAUGACAAGCCGUAUAUUCUUGCUCCGCUUGGGUCUGCUGACCAUAAUAUAGUACGAUGGGUUCCUAAUAAAGUUGAUGCUAUUACCAAACCUAAACCAAUUAAGCGUCUUAUACGCCGCUAUCCGCCUUGAAUUCUUUCGGCCGAUGGGCCAGCACGCAUCAAUGGUUCAGUAAUCUGUGUCCAAGCCCUUCCGUAGAUGACCUAGCUAAUUCCUUCUCAUCCCAAGUAUCUACAGCAUUUGACAGUCUUAUUCCCCUGAAAUCUGUUAGGUUUUGCCAUUCCGAUAAACCAUGGAUGUCUGUGUCUAUCAAAAAACUCAUUAAUGACCGUCAAAGAGCUUUCCAUGGUGGAGAUGUUCUGCAGUGGAGAACAUUGAAAUAUAAGGUCCAGACCGAAAUAGCCGUAAGAAAGAAAGAAUAUUACAAAACUAAAGCACAACAUCUUAAGAAAGACGAUUGCCGAAAGUGGUGGCAAGUCGUAAAUAAGUUGUCUGGCCGAUCUCAGAAGUGUACUAAACUUACCUUUGAAAAGGAAGGUGAAUUAUUAUCAGAUUUAGAACUGGCCAAUAACUUGAACAAGUUUUUCAUCUCGGUUAACGCAGACAUUCCACCACUAGAUAUAACCACGUUACCAGCAUACUUACCUGCUGUUGAUCAAGUGCCUUACAUCGAACCGCACGAAGUCUGUGAGAAAUUAUUGGUCGUUAAUGCCUCCAAAACAUGUGGUCCUGAUAAUAUUCCAGGUCGCCUUUUGAAGGAAUUUGCGCACCUUUUCGCUGAACCAGUUGCGAAAAUCUUCAAUAUGUCACUUGCAUCCGGGAUUGUUCCAAAUAUAUGGAAAGACUCACAUAUUACUCCCAUUCCAAAAGUUAACCAACCAACUGACGAGGGUGACACAAGACCCAUUUCACUAACGCCAUGCCUUUCUAAAGUUCUCGAAGAUUUUGUCGUUAGAUGGAUGAUCUCUGACGUUAGGAAUAAUAUUGAUGCACAACAGUUCGGUUCUUUAAAGGGUUCAUCCACGACCUAUUGCUUGCUCGACAUGUUGCAUUGUUGGCUUUCUCAUUUAGAUUCAACUGGUCAUUUUCUUCGCAUAUGCUUUUUGGAUUUUUCAAAGGCCUUCGAUCGUAUUGGCCAUAACAUUCUUAUCCAAAAACUUGUUGAUAUUGGCGUUAGGCGAUCGUUAAUACCAUGGAUCGUAAACUUUCUAUCAGGGCGAAGACAGCGGGUCAAACUUGCGGAAGCUGUUUCUUGUUGGCUUCCUGUCACAGCCGGUGUCCCCCAAGGUACGAAGUUGGGUCCGAUCCUGUUCUUAAUUAUGGUCAAUGAUUUACAAUGCGGUUCGGGGAGGUCUGGCAAUUGGAAAUUCGUUGAUGAUGUUACUAUCUCCGAGGGAUUAUUAAGGAAUGUGGAACCGUCUGUAAUCCAGUCCGAUUUAACUUCUAUAGCUACAUGGGCAUCUAAUAACCUGAUGAAAUUGAACGCAAAGAAAUGCAAAGAGAUGCAAAUUUGUUUCUUUCGGAACAAACCUGAACUACCACACUUGUGUGUUGAAGACCAGAUCUUAGAAUGUGUAUCGUCGCACAAGGUUCUUGGAUUGAUUAUCCAGGAUGACCCUAAGUGGACGAACAUAUUUCGAUGA